CAUAGUCUGCGGCACAGCGGCGCUGCAGCACUCCUCCGAGCCUUGUAGGACAGUCCUCCACCCCCUACAACACUAACCCACAGCAACCUGAUACCGGAGACGAGCGGUCCAGACAAGCCUGUAAACGAGGCGUUCCCAGCCGCCCUGUCUGUCUGUCUGCCCAGCGGAGCUUCAAAUCGUCAAUGCCAAACGCUGCCGACUGCCUCGGGAAAGAUCGCACCGAGAGAUAUUCAUUCCCCCAACUCCGUCAUCUGCCUGCACGGGACUAUAUUACAUCUGUCUGUCGUAAACAAGAAAAGCUCACGGUAGACGCCGUCGACUUGUGAAUAUUUUUCCCUCAGCGAAGAUCGUGAAAUGAGACGGGACACGGAGAACUAACUGGCUAGGUAUUGGGCUAACGUCGGUUAGCAUCGAUAGCAGCCAGCUUGUAAUCUAACCGAGCAAAUUUGCUGGCAUUUAUAUGCCAAAUUCUUGCCUUUUCUGUCGAUAGGGUGGACGUUUUCAGAAAGUGUAUAUCUGAGAAUGGUCUGUAUCUACUCACAUUAGUGGUGUGUCCGUUAUUUUUGCUAUAUUUACCCUCUUUGCCUAAGUUUGUUAGUACCAGACAGUCGCCCUGGGCAGCUAGCAUGAUAGCUAGCAGAUAUGGACGUUGCUCGCUGGCUGGUUCUAGGUGGCAGAUCCGCCAAACAAGUUAGCUGCUUGGUUCAUCUGUCCGGUCUGUGCUGGAGUCGGUAGCGGGACUGACUCAACUUUCAUUGGCAGUGGAUGUUAGUUAUCAAAACACUUUCGCCGACCACUGAACACAACAGCAGCACCCCUUUUUCGCAUCCUUCAUCAAUGUGUUCCAUGCCUGAGAGAUCAGUUCAAGUUAUUGAGCUGACGUGAGGAAAAGUGGGUGAAAACAAAGUGGUAUCUGCAAAGGAAGAGGACCAGAAGAAGUAUAACGAGACUUGGAGAAGAUCCAACUGCGAGACCAAAGUCGAUAUACACUACCAUGGCUGUGGCCCGAAUCACGAUGAAAUUACUCGCUAAAUUUGGGUUUUGCCUGACUAUCCUCCUGACUUCUGUGGCUGCAGCGCAGGGCGAGGAGAGGGAGUGUGCCUUCACGGACCAACAGCAUCAGUGGGAGGUGGAGCGAGUGGCUGGGGGCGACGGCCGGGUCUCCCCAGAGAACACCACAAUCAGAUGUGCCAAGGGCAGCCACUGUUUCGGCCUGUGGGAGAAAAGUCCCCCAGGCGAAGUGCGACUUGUCAAACAAGGUUGUUGGACUCACCUGGGCGAUAACCAGGGUUGCCGUGACGACCGCUGCGUGGUGACCAAUCUCCCUCCCCAGAUCCAGAAUGGAACGUACCACUUCUGCUGCUGCGGCAGCGACAUGUGCAAUGUCAACUUCACAGAGGACUUCCCACCGCCCAGCCCGACCACUGCACAGCCCAUCUACUCUCGCACACUGGGCUACGAAGAGACAGUAAUUAUCACCCUGGCAACAGUCUCCGUGCUGGCCGUGCUUGCCAUUGCAGCCUUCUUUGGUUACCGCAUGAUGCACGGAGAUGGUAAGCAAGGGCUUCACAACCUGAAUAUGAUGGAGGCUGCUGGCUCCGAGAGCUCUCUGGACCUAGACAAUCUCAAGCUGCUGGAGCUGAUUGGACGUGGCAGAUACGGCACCGUCUUCUGUGGCUCUCUGGAUGAGCGGCCCGUGGCUGUCAAGGUGUUCACUGCUGCCAACCGCCAGAACUUCCUCAAUGAAUGCUCAAUCUACCGGCUGCCACUGCUGGAGCAUGACAACAUCGCCCGGUUUGUGGCUGCUGACGAGAGGACAGGCCCGGAGGGACGCACUGAGUACCUGCUGGUCAUGGACUACUACCCACAUGGCUCUCUGAGUCGCUACCUGAGCGUCCAGACCAACGAUUGGGUCAGCAGCUGCCGGCUUGCUCACUCUGUCACCCGUGGCCUGGCAUACCUGCACACCGAGCUCUUCAAAGGAGACUUGUACAAGCCUGCCGUUUCCCACAGGGACCUGAACAGCCGAAAUGUUCUGGUCAAGGCUGAUGGCACCUGUGUCAUCAUCGAUUUCGGCCUGUCCAUGAAGCUGACGGGAAACAGGCUGGCCCGUCACGGAGAGGAGGAAAACGCUGCUAUCAGUGAGGUGGGGACGAUCCGCUACAUGGCUCCAGAGGUGCUGGAGGGGGCGGUGAACCUGAGGGACUGCGAGUCGGCGCUGAAACAGGUGGAUAUGUACGCCCUGGGCCUGAUCUACUGGGAGACCUUCAUGAGAUGCACAGACCUAUUCCCUGGAGAGUCUGUGCCAGAGUACCAGAUGGCCUUUCAGGCGGAGGCAGGAAACCACCCGACAUUUGAGGACAUGCAGGUCCUGGUGUCCAGGGAGAAGCAACGACCCAAAUUCCCCGAGGCCUGGAAAGAGAACAGUUUGGCCGUCCGCUCACUAAAAGAGACGAUGGAGGACUGCUGGGACCAGGAUGCAGAGGCCCGCCUCACAGCUCAGUGCGCAGAGGAGCGAAUGGCAGAACUGCUCCUCAUAUGGGACCGCUCCAAGUCUGUUAGCCCGACGCUCAACCCCAUGUCCACCACCCUGCACAACGAGAGAAACCGUAUGACGCCAAAGUCCGGCCCGUACACAGACCACCCCUCCACCUACAUUGAAGAGCACGAGGGUGUGGCUAAAAACACACAGGCUGACACCACAGGCUCCAUUAGCGGUCGAGCUGGGGCUGUCACCGGAGAGAGAAACAGGAACUCCAUCAACCAGGAGCGCCAGCAGCAAGCCAAUGCCCGGGUGCCCAGCCCAGAGGGCAGCAGCACCACCAGCAUGGGACUGAGAGGCAGCCCCUCAGCCUCCACCACAACCACCACUAUUAUCUCUGAGUCCGAGGGACCCGCAGGUGUCACCACAGUCCCCGUCUGCCUCCACCUCACCCAGGAGGACCUGGAAACCACCAAGCUUGACCCGAAAGAGGUAGACAAAAACCUGAAGGAGAGCUCUGACGAGAACCUGAUGGAGCACUCACAGAAGCAGUUCUGCUCUCCAGAUCCGCUGAGCCCCGGCAGCUCCAGCCUCCUUUACCCCCUCAUCAAGAUGGCCACUGAGGCCUCAGGCACGUCAGACCCCGCUGCUGCUAUGCCCACCACCAUCUUCCCCCUGCCCAAGCAGCAGAACCUACCCAAGAGGCCAUCCAGUCUGCCUCUGCGCACCAAACCCACCAAGAAGGAGUCGUCAUCGUCUUCGCUCAGGUUCAAGUUUGGACGUUCAGGGAAGUCCAACCUGCGGCAGGUGGAGGGAACAAAGAUGAACAUUGGUGCAGUAAUGAGUGCAAACACAGCUGUAGACACCCAUGGGGUCGCAGGCACAAACAACACACCUGUUCUACGGGAUAUGCAUGUCAACGGUAGCGUCAACGGUGCCGUUAACGGUCAUGCCAGCACUGGAAUCUUGUCUAUGGCUACAGGUGGAGCCACAGGUUUUGGAGGAUCCACCAUAACUCAGAACGGAUCUGGAGCUCUGAGGUCAGACGACGGCCACCUGAGCCUCGGCAUCAUCACCGCCAGCCCCGACGAACACGAGCCGCUUCUGAGCCGCGAGCGAGAGCAGCCCGACCCGAGAGAUGCGUCCUCGAGUGUCGCCGCCCUCCGCUCAGCCCGACCCAACACCAACAACAACAACAGCAACACCAACACCGGCCACGGCCAGGGAGACGGGGAGAGCGGAGGAGAGAGUGACGCAGGAGAGGAGGAGGGGAACGGGGAGGGAGGCAGCAGGGAAACCACGGGACCCAUGGGAGAAAGCUCGGGGUCGGGACCUGGCCCUGCUGAUUCCCAGGGGGCAGCUCCGGUCACCAUGAGAGGGGAGGCCCUGCUCAGGCAGCCCAGAGCCCGCAGGCCUGAGAGACCCAACUCUCUGGACUUGUCCUUCACCACACAGGACCUGGCUUCUCUAGGGGAGGGCUUGGUACAGCCAGAUGGAGCCUUCGGGGGGACAGGAGAGAAGAUCAAGAAGCGUGUGAAAACUCCGUAUUCCCUGAAGAAGUGGCGACCCACUACAUGGGUCAUCUCCACAGACACCAGGGGCCCGGAGGUCAACAACAACGGGUCCUCCCGCGGUCAAGGUCACAGUCAGAACCGGCCCAAGUCCAGUUCGGCUAUCUACUUGCGGGGCGGGAGCUUGGCCAGCGAGCCCAGCGACACGCAUGUGUGAACUCAGUCCCUCCGACAAGACCGAAAAAGAAAAAAAAACAAAAAACAAAAACGGAGAGCGUCUGGUUUCUGUCUGUCCAGCUCUCUGCUCUGAAUCAGCAAGAGGAAGCUAUGGAGUGUCUUGUGAACAAACAGUCGAGUCUGAUCAUGUACAGUAAUUAGGUCUGUCUCGCUCCUGUGUGUCUUUCUGAUGAUGGCAUUGCUUUAAAUGGAAUCCAGCUAUGCAGCAUUCUCAUCCGCUUCAGUUUCUGUGUUUUAUUAAUCUCCCUUUUGUCAGUUUAUUUCACCCUCAUGAGCGUAGCAAUGUUUUGAAUGGAUUUCUUUUUCUUUUUCUCCUCUGUGCACUUUGAACCAAUUAAAAUCAGUGUUUAGAAGUCCUGUCUGGUGCGACCACAACAAAAAGUGGUCUCUAAACUUAAAAAGGCGAUGAGAAACAAUCAACACUUCGAGCGUUCUCGGUCUCGUAGCCUGCUGUGUCAAGUAACGUUCGAGUGCAGGCUCUGUAAAAGAAUCGACUUAUCGUCUUAAAAGACGGAACAAACUGCUUCUUUUUUUAAAUUUCCUUGUUUUGUAUGCAAUACCAAUUUUCUCCUCUUUGACUGUGUAUCCAUUAUUUUGUAUCAUAAUCUUUAACUGUGCAAUAGGAUGUAGCUGUUAGAUGCUUUCAGUGUUUUUAUCGCUUCUGUUACUUUGUUCGUUGUUUUAUCCCGUCGUUAUUUUGAUGUUAAUCUCUGUUGCACUUAUGAAUAGUCACAAUCGUUUUGUAAACAAUUCACCAUAUACUACCCCCUCCUCCCAGACACACACACACACAAACACAAACACCCCUCGAUUCAAGAGAAGAAAAUGAAUGACAAUCCUCCUCUCUUUCCUUCUUCUCUGGACUACUUUUAUGGGGAACAAACACUAACAAUCAAUCCCAGCUGACUGGAAAAGUGGGCUUUCAUGGAUACUCCUCUGCUUGCACAAUUACACCAGGAAUGACUCAGACUCUCGGGUCUUUUAACACUACAAUCACCAGAAUCAAAUCUACGGAGGGAUUUGUUACAGUGGCCAAUGCAAUCACUGUACCACUAUCACUUGACCUCACUGUGGACUGUGUGUUUAGCCGUCUAUAUGUGACUGAAAGACCAGAAACGCAAGAAUGACUGGACUGUGCUCUUUGAACUUUUGCGUGAAAUGAGAAACUGGUCUAAAAAACAAAAAAAAAAAAAAAAAAAAGGAGAAGAAGAACACCCCCUCUCUCUUCUGAAGCACGCUGGAUAUUAUUUCUGCUUCUUCUUGUCUUAUCCCUUAAUGUUCAGAUGAGUGAGUGUGAGUGAGUGAGUGAGUGUGGGUGGGUGGGUGGAGGUGUUAUGUUAAUUUCCAUCAGCAAGCAUUAGAGUUGUUGGGGCCUAACGCUGUACAGGCGUGCUGAAAUGUCAUUGUAUUCAUUCUGUACUUUCAGCGCUGCUUCAGGGCAUAUGAAAAGAUCUCAUUUAUGUUUUUGUAAUCUGUAAUUUGUAUGGGGAAAAAACCCAACAUGUAUGUGUAUUGCAUUAAUAUUUGCAUCAUUUUUAUGGAGUUCUGUUUUGCAUUCAAUGGACAUGGCCUUUGAUUCCAUUGCUAUGCGUCUGCUCGGUACAGUUUCUGUAAACAUUUUCAAGUCAAUAUGAAAGAAAAAAAUUCUCAAUAAAUGUAUGAAAUAAUU
Messenger RNA from Scatophagus argus, 5899 nucleotides. RefSeq names its product bone morphogenetic protein receptor, type II b (serine/threonine kinase) (gene bmpr2b). Gene Ontology annotation, biological process: vasculature development; cellular response to growth factor stimulus; protein phosphorylation. The transcript has 13 exons. Gene Ontology annotation, cellular component: signaling receptor complex; plasma membrane. Bases 995 to 4210 code for a protein of 1071 amino acids. The record is from RefSeq and is a predicted model, not a curated record. NCBI's taxonomy places the organism in Eukaryota, Metazoa, Chordata, Actinopteri, Scatophagidae. Gene Ontology annotation, molecular function: transforming growth factor beta receptor activity; ATP binding.